UUGGAAAAAGAAUGGCUGAGCGUUAUAACUUGACUAUUAAAUCGUGUUCUGAGGCGUCGAUGUAAUUGUAGCAACACAACGAACGAGUUGCAGAAGAUAGAGGGAAAUUUGAAAGCUGUGUAUUUGCUUCUCUCUCUCUCAAUGAGUUCCAAUGCCACUAAAAUUUCUUUCUCUGUUCAAUCAAAAUCGAACCGGAAACAGUCGAAAACAGUGCAUCGUCAACAACAUGACGAUCAACCUAGUAAACACUUCGUCACCGAAUUCGAUCCAAACCAAACCCUAACCGACGCCAGCCCGAAGCCCAGACUCAUAAUCCCUCCCAAAGCCAAUGAAUCGCGUCCGCACAAGAAGAUGAAGAACAUCGACCUCUCCAACGAAACCUCUGAUCAACUUCAGUUGGAGCUUCAUAGCACAACCGAAUGUACUGACGGUGGUGCCGGUCAAAUUAUGUACGGUCUUAAUUUGAGGAAAAUUGUUGGCGGCAAUAAGGAUGAGGAACAAGCGGCUGAGUCUGCGGCCGCGUUUGAGCCGGUAGAGAGGGUGAAAUCGAAGGAUGUGAAGUUCGAUUUGGAGGGAUUGCCGGAGGACGAGGGGUUUAAGCAGUAUGAAGAUAUGCCGGUUGAAGAUUUUGGUGCUGCGUUGCUUGCUGGAUUAGGUUGGUAUGAGGGUAGAGGGCUUGGCAAAAACCCUAAGGGAAAUGUUCAGAUUAAGCAAACUGAGAAGAAGAGUUUUGUUUCUGACUAUGCUAUUGCUAGUAAGGACAAUAGGAUAGAAGAGAAACGCACUGACACAAAUGGAGGUGAUAGAAAGGAUAACCCAAUCAAACAUCAAAGUCAGGAGAGUGAAGAUAGAGAUAGAGAGAAUAGAAAUGGGAGCCAAAAGCAUAGGGAGAGCAAACAGAGAGGCAGUAUUAAUAAUGGGAGUGAAAGAAGUAGUAGAAAGGGUGAAAAGAGAGGCAGUAGUAAUGAUGGGAGAAAGAAAAGAAGUAGAGAGAGUGAGAAGAGAGUCAGUAAUGGUGAUGAAGAGAGGGUUUCUUGGCUUAGGCGUAAUAUUAGAGUAAAGAUAAUAAGCAAAGAGUUUGAAAAGGGCAGAUUUUAUUUGAAGAAGGGAGAGGUGGUGGAAGUGGUGGGGACUUCAUGUAAUAUAUUAAUGGAUGACGCUAGAGAGUUGCUAAAAGGUGUUGAUCAAGAUCUUCUUGAGACUGCAUUGCCAAGGAGCAAAGGCGGCGUAGUUGUGUUGUAUGGAAAGCAUAAAGGUGUAUAUGGGACUUUAGUGGAUAGGGAAAUGGAUAGAAAUACCGGUGUAGUUUUUGAUGCUGAUACAGAAGAUUACUUGAAUGUAAAGCUAGAUCAGAUUGCAGAGUACACUAGAGGUCCUAGCAGCUUCGAGUAUUGAUUCUCUUGCUUUAACAAGAUGCAAGACCUGUUUGAUGGGCUUGCGGUGUGCCUCUGGUCAAUUGGUAUUUCAACCUGUACCUCCUGUUAACACAUUGGCUGAUAUAUAGUUCUUUCAAUGAAUUUUUUUGUUGUAUUUUAGUAUGGUAGUUGUCACUGUGAUCUUUCUAUUUGAGUAUUUGUUCUGUGGGAAGAGCUAUGCUCGGUGAUUUAUUUGUUGUAUUUAUAAGUUUUUCAUUUUAUCAGCUACUGGUUUUUGUUCUUAGAAGAUAUUUGCUGGAAAUUAUUAAAUCAUUGAUACAACAGUAA
This is a messenger RNA of Mangifera indica (mango), 1703 nucleotides long. Its product is annotated as protein MOS2-like. NCBI's taxonomy places the organism in Eukaryota, Viridiplantae, Streptophyta, Magnoliopsida, Sapindales, Anacardiaceae. Gene Ontology annotation, cellular component: spliceosomal complex. The transcript has a single exon. The record is from RefSeq and is a predicted model, not a curated record. Gene Ontology annotation, biological process: mRNA splicing, via spliceosome. Gene Ontology annotation, molecular function: nucleic acid binding. Bases 142 to 1395 code for a protein of 417 amino acids.